Molecule: messenger RNA, 1918 nt
Organism: Ctenopharyngodon idella (grass carp)
Lineage: Eukaryota; Metazoa; Chordata; Actinopteri; Cypriniformes; Xenocyprididae
Gene: rbm34
Product: RNA binding motif protein 34
Exons: 11
Coding region: 201-1436 (411 amino acids)
Molecular function (GO): RNA binding
Source: RefSeq, a predicted model, not a curated record
AUUAUCGAGAACGGUGCGCGUGAUGUGUUUCUCGAGGCGAGACUACAGGAACUGAUGAUCAGGAUCUGUGUUUCCAGGGGACCGAGAAACCCUGUGCACGCGCGUGUGAGCGAAACAAGCGUGUGUUUGUGUGAAACAUUUAUCUGAAAUAUCUGACUGAUCUUCAGGAUUUUACACAGACAUGAGCUCAGAGUGACACCAUGAAGAAGAAGCAGCAGCGUGUGAAGAGAGUCGCUGGAGAUGCUGGCGAUUACACGGUCGGUCAGGUGUCCGGCAGCCUGUUCCCAGAACAACACAAACCUGGAGCUUUAUCCGCUUUAUUCUCCUCCACUUCCUCAGCAAACACUUUAGUCUUCGUUCCUGCGCCGAAAACGGAGCCUAAACCCGCAGCAGCAGCGUCUGAUUCCGCUGAUGCCAAGAGUCCCGGUCAGAUCCACAAACGGAACAAGACUCCGAAGACUCUUUCAGAGGCGGAGAAGAAGCUCCAGGACCGAGAGAGCGCGCUGCAGAACGCAGAUGAUGAAGGACGAACGAGUGCGAAGAAAGUCAAACGCAAGCGUCCGGAUGAGCCGGAAGAAGAGGAGCGACCCGGCAAACGCAAAAAGAACAAAAAGAACAACGCGGAGGAGCGAAUCAAAAUGAAACGGACGGUGUUUGUGGGGAAUCUGCCGGUCAGCUGCACGAAGAAGAAUAUCUUGACCCUGUUCAAGCAGGCUGGAGCCAUCGAGUCGGUCCGCUUCCGUUCAGUGGUUCGUGAAGACCCGACUAUGUCCCGCAAAGUGGCCGCCAUCCAGAGGAAAGUUCAUCCUAAAAAGCAGAAUAUUAAUGCGUACAUUGUCUUCAAAGAGGAAGAGGCGGCGGCUGGAGCUCUGAAAUGGAAUGGUCAGGAGAUCCAGGCGGGUUUCCAUAUCCGAGUGGACCGCGUCUCUCAGCACACCGGACAUGAUCAUAAAAGGUCCAUAUUUGUGGGGAAUUUGCCGUAUGAUAUAUCGGAGCUUCCGGUACGAGAACACUUCCAGGAGUGCGGGAAUGUGGAGGCCGUGCGUUUGGUGCGAGACAGAGAGUCUGGGAUGGGGAAGGGCUUCGGAUACGUCCUGUUUGAGAGCCCAGAUUCAGUGAUGCUGGCAUUGAAACUCAACGGCUCCACAUUACUGGAGCGAAAGAUCAGGGUGAAACGCUCUGUGAAGAAGGAAAAAGAGAAGAAAUCACAUCCAGGUCGUCAGUCAGAAGGAAAAGAGCGAUGGAGAAGAGGAGGAGGAGGAGGAUUCAAAGGUCCAAAGCAGGAGUUCAGAAACAACUCCAUGAUGAAUCCUGGCAGGAAACCAACACAAGCUUCAUCGUUCAAGGGAGAGAUGGCAGAUCCUGCUGCCAAGAGAGGAAAAGGACUGAAAAAGAAGUUUAAGCACAAGAAAAAGAAACCUGCUGUUCACAUUUAAUGCCUGAGCUUUUUUUUUUUUUUUUUUUUACACGUUUAGUGUUCUUAUGUCACAAAUAAAAACGUGAUUAAACAAACUGAUGUUUGUCUCUUUAUAACAACCCAGAUGAUUUAAAUACCAUUUAAUGCAUGAAACUUAUUGUCAUGACCGUGUUAUUCUGUAUGUUGAUGAACUUUAACAUUCUUUAAAUUACAAUUUAGUGCACAAAAAUCGAUUAUUAAUGGAGGCACACGAAUGACUUUGAUUCAUCUGUUUUUAUUUGGAGUUUAAAAAAAAGAGGAAACUCUUCCCUAGUUGAAACAGAGCACCAUUAAACGUGCUUCAUAUCCCACAAUCCCCCAUCAGACAGCCUUUGACAAUAACUUAAAUACAUGAACACAGAUAAACCACAGCAGCUGCUUCAGCAUUAAUCAAUGACAGACAAAAGACACUGUAAACAUCCUGUCUAUGAGCGAUUUAUUUACUGGAUGUUUUUUUUUUUU